AUGCCUUUUUAUGCUGUAGCAAAGGGACGCACAGCUGGAAUUUAUAUGACAUGGCCGGAUUGCGAAGCACAAGUAAAAGGGUUUCCAGGUGCCAGAUACAAAAAGUUUGAUUCUGUCUUAGCUGCCCAAGAGUUCAUCACAACACAGGGUAAUAAUAAAGAUACGUCUAGUAAAGCCAAACAAAAUGUCUCGUCUAAUGCUCCCAAAAAUACUGCUAACCUCAAAAGAAAUUUCUCUACGUCUACAACCCAACAAAAUAAUGACGAUAUUCCGAAGAAAAAAUCAAAAUCUAAUCGGAAGUCUAAAAGCAGCAAAGAUUCAGAUUCGGAGGCGUCGGACGAUUUAAAUAAUAUAUUAAUCAAACAGAUGAAUGAUAUUGAAAAAAGGUUGAAAGGUUUUGGAAAAGGCGUUGAUAAAAUUAUUAAAAAAAGCGCUAAAGGUGAACGUAAAAGUAUACUGAUUGAACCACAGGGUAUGCAAGGUGCGAGUGAUAAUGGUGAUGACUUUAAAUUUGAUGAAGAUGGUUAUGUUCAAGUGUAUACUGAUGGAGCUUGUUCAUCUAACGGGAAGAAUGGUGCCCGAGCCGGUCUCGGAGUGUUCUGGGGCGAGGGACACCCUUUAAAUAUUAGUAAACCAGUCUCUGGAAGAGCAACAAAUAAUUGCGGUGAAAUCCAAGCAGCUACGGAGGCUAUAAGAACUGCAAUAGACAAUGGAAUUACUAAACUGGCCAUAAAUACUGACUCUAAGUUUCUAAUAAAUUCAGUUACCAAGUGGAUUUCAGGUUGGAAGAGAAAAGGUUGGAAACUAGCGUCAGGGGAGCCGGUGAAAAAUGAAAAAGACUUCAAAGAGUUAGAUAGUAUUCAGAACAAGAUUGAUAUUAAAUGGAUCUAUGUUGAAGCACAUCGAGGAAUACAUGGCAAUGAAAUGGCUGAUCAACUGGCCAAGGCUGGAGCUGCUAUGUAUAAUAAAUAA
This is a messenger RNA of Danaus chrysippus (African queen), 972 nucleotides long. The record is from the annotation of a GenBank genome assembly. Lineage: Eukaryota; Metazoa; Arthropoda; Insecta; Lepidoptera; Nymphalidae.